UAUUUGUCUCGCUCCAACAUGUAUAUUAAACAAAUUCUCCCACUACGUUUUAAAAAUUUUGCGAAUUUAUUUCGUUUACCGCGACGCGACGUCUUAAAGUGGUUACUGGUUAUUUACUUUUGAGUGCGCCGCGCUGCGUACUACGAAACCUUGUAAAUUGGUUUUUUAAUUAUUCUAUCGCAAUAAAAUAUUCAUUUAUCUCAUUUGUAAAUAAAUGCGUACAGGUCAUGUUAUCGAAACGCGAAAAUUUUAUUGUAAUUCAUUCUAAAAUAAUUUAAUUGUAUGUAGAAGUCCGCGCGUUCGCUCACACUGUAGUUUCUUUUGUCUUUCGCAAUCAAUCAACAAUAGGUGGUCGUUCAGUAUAGUAACAGAAGUAGUUGAAUCACAAACUCGAAAGUGUUUUUGUAAUAUUCAAGAUGAGGAUUGUACCAGUGUUUUUUGCGAUACUAAGCGGCAUUGCGACGGUGCUAAGCUAUAGGAUAUUAGGUUUAUUACCCUAUAAUGGAAGAAGCCACUUUAUAAUGUUUGAGCCGCUUUUCAAAGCACUCGCUGCAAGAGGACAUGAGGUGGAUGUACUUAGUCAUUUUCCUCAAAAACAAAAGAUACCCAGAUAUAAUGAUCUCAGCAUUGCGGAUAGUUUGCCACAAAUUGUGGGAAAAUUAAGUUUCGAUAAAAUGGAGGAUAAGAAUUUCUUCAAAUCAUUUCAUAUGUUCCUUACCGAAUUCGGAAUUCGGAUUUGCGAAAAUGCGUUCAAUACCACCGUUGCCAAAAAUCUUAGAGAUUCGAAUAAAAAGUACGAUUUAAUAUUCACCGAAAUAUUUUCUUUUGACUGCAUGUACGGGUUUGCUCAUCAUUUCAAAACACCCGUUAUCGCAAUUUCCACCAAUAUAGAUUUACCAUGGGGCUCUAAAAGAAUUGGUAAUCCUUCUAAUCCUUCGUAUGUACCAGUUUACUUCUUGCCUUAUUCAAGAAAAAUGACUUUAUUCGGAAGGAUAUUGAAUACUCUUUGUUAUCUGUUCACAUCUGCAGUUUAUGAUACGUAUUCUAUGAGUCAUAAUACUGAGGUGGCGAGGAAUUUUUUUGGACAAGAAAUGCCUCAUUUAAAUGAUCUUAUUUACAAUCAUACUAGCAUGGUAUUGAUUAAUACUCACUUUAGUAUUAACUAUGUGUCCCCGAAAGUUCCAAAUUUCAUUGAAAUAGCUGGAAUACAUAUUCCCCCGUCUAAACCCCUUCCAAAGAAAAUUGAAAUGGAAAUGGACAUUGAAAACGAGUUCAGAGGAAUAAUAUACGUGAGUUUUGGAUCUCUUAUAGCUGUUGAAACUCUCCCAAUUCACAUUUUGCGAAUAUUUUGUGAAGUAUUUGCAGAGUUACCCUACAAAGUGUUGUGGAAAGGACCAGUAGAAAAGUUCCCUAAAAAUUUAACGAUUCCAUCCAAUAUUUAUUUUGAAAAAUGGAUGCCUCAACGCGAUAUAUUAUGUCAUCCUAAUGUAAAACUAUUUAUUUCACACGGAGGAUUGAUGGGUACCCAGGAAAGCAUCUAUUGUGGGAUUCCAACGCUAGGACUCCCCAUAUUUGCUGAUCAGGAACUUAACAUUGGCAAUUCAGAAUCUCGAGGAGUAGCACUGAAACUCAGGUUUAACGAUGUCACCAAAGAAACAUUUCGUAAUUCAGUAACCAAACUUCUUGAUGAUCCCAGUUUUAAAAAGAACGCGGAGCAUCUUUCAGAAUUAUUCCGCGAUAGACCAGAUUCAGCCUUAGACACGGCAGUUUACUGGACUGAAUAUGUAUUAAAAUAUAAGGGUGCUCCACAUCUAAGAAGUGUGGCAGUCGAAAUGCCAUGGUACGAAUACUUUCUUGUAGAUGUAAUUAUAGUAUUAAUAGCGGUAAUUAUUAUUUCCGUUCUUGCCUUUUAUAUUGUUAUUAAAGGUAUUUUAAAUUUGCUUUGUAAGAGCAACGAUAAACACAAAAUGAAACAGCAAUAAAAGUAUUAAUUUUUUA
Molecule: messenger RNA, 1998 nt
Organism: Agrilus planipennis (emerald ash borer)
Lineage: Eukaryota; Metazoa; Arthropoda; Insecta; Coleoptera; Buprestidae
Product: UDP-glucuronosyltransferase 2A3
Exons: 6
Coding region: 417-1982 (521 amino acids)
Molecular function (GO): UDP-glycosyltransferase activity
Source: RefSeq, a predicted model, not a curated record